This is a messenger RNA of Stomoxys calcitrans (stable fly), 10153 nucleotides long. RefSeq names its product zinc finger protein jing (gene jing). Bases 2621 to 9202 code for a protein of 2193 amino acids. The transcript has 6 exons. The record is from RefSeq and is a predicted model, not a curated record. Gene Ontology annotation, cellular component: ESC/E(Z) complex. NCBI's taxonomy places the organism in Eukaryota, Metazoa, Arthropoda, Insecta, Diptera, Muscidae. Gene Ontology annotation, biological process: regulation of transcription by RNA polymerase II.
AGGAAAAACAAGCAAUCAAUCACAAAACAACAAAUUUAUAGAGAGAAAAAAAGAAGUUAACAAGUGUUCUUAGUGUAAAAUGAAAAUUGCAAUUAAAUAAUAUUGUGUAUGCUGUGAAUUUAAAGAAGAGGCCGCAGAUUUGUUAAGAGCAACAGAAUUACAUACCUACAUACAUACAUACAUACAUUUAUGUAGUGCUUCAAGUGAGUGUUAUCAAAAAGCGCAAGAGGUCCCCCUCCCACCACAAUGCAAUAGAAACAAAAUUACAAAAAGAAUCAUGAAUUGUGAUGCGAAAAUAUGUUGUGUGAAAACGAGUGUGCAAAGAAGAAGCGAAAACAAAAGAGUAAUGAAAAACCAAACAAGUGAAAAAGUGGCAAAGGGCAAUGAAUGAAGUCUGUCUGCCUGUUAUUGUAAUGAAAAGUAUCCGUGAAAGUGAAAUAGAAAAGAAGUGAAGUAGCUAGCGCAUUGAUUGCUUACCUCCUGGAAUACAACGCCAAAGGACUACAUUUUCCAUCAAGAAUCAUAUCGUCAAGUUCUUUCCCCUGCCUUAGAGACUUUCCUGGGCUAAUACUUUGUUAUCAGAGCAUUGAGUUGGGAAAAAAGGAUCCAAUUAAUUAUCAAGAAAUUCUGGAGAACAGACAAGAUUAUCGAUCAAUGAUUGUGAAUGACUGAAAGCAUUUAAAACAAAAAGAAGAAGAAUAAGAAGUAUAAGCAGAAGAAAACAAAACAGGAAUCUUGCGCAAGAGCUUCAUAGAGGAGAGAGAGAGAGAGAAAGAAAAAGAAGUGAAAAAUAAUCAAAAACAAACCCCCCUCCCCCCACAAAAAAAUGUGAUUUUCGCGCCGUGUAUUAAAUUGUCGAAUGUGCGAGUGUAUGUUUUGUAGGCUUUUAUGUAUGUUGGAGUGUAAAAGCGUGAGAAAUUUAUUUAAAUUCCUGAUAAUUUAAAGUGAUUAAAACACUUGAAAGUUCAAAACUACUGUUAUAUUUUUUUGGUUGCAAGAGAACAAGGUGGCAGAGGAGGCAGAAGCAGAAGCAUCGGCAACAGCAAAGCUUACAAAUCAAUACAACAAAAAUCAUAACAACAAAACAAAAAUAGAAUGUGAAUUGUGUUAAAUUUGUGCGAAAGAAAGAAGGCAAGAAAGAAAACCAGAAAAAGGCCAAAACAAGUGAAAACAAAAAUAAAUAAAACCACUUUUAUGUGGUGUUCAGUGGAAAUCAAAAAGAAGAAAGGAAAUCAAAAAAAAAAUGUUUUAACCACCACAAAGUCUGAGCUAAAAAUAAUAAUAACAACUACCAUACAUAGCAGAAACAUGCAAGCAAUUGUUAAAAUCUUUUUAAAAAAUAUUUUUCAAAGCGAUAUUUGCAACGCUUAACUAAACAUCCAAAACGACAUUGCAAGCAUUUGAAACCGGUUACGAAACUUUGUCGAACGUCGAUCAGCAUUGUUUUUGUCUAAAAACUGAAAAAAAAAAAUAACAACAACAAGGAAAAGCCAAGAGAAAAAAGAAUAAAGAAAACAAACGCAUAAUUUUCUAUAACAAAAACUCAACCUAGAGCAAGCAAUCGUCAAGUAAAGCAAAGCAAAGGCGGCGAGUCAUUAUAUGCACCACAGCGCAUUUCACCUCAUCUCACCUCACCUCAAAACAACUUAACAUAGCACAUAUGCCAGGCUCUGAGCGAUAAGGCAUUAAACCGCAACCUUAAAUUAACUUCAUUGGCAUACAAAACCCGAAACUCUUGGCAAAUUACUGGUUGCCCGCCGGAAAUAAAGCUGACGUCGGUCAUUUGGUUCUGGUUUGGCAAAAAGCGAAUUGGACCUAUUCCACCAAAGCGAAAAAGUGCAAACACACCCAAAAAUUUUCCGCCAAGAAAAAACAUUUUUUUUUUGUAAAACGAAACCAAUUCGAAAAUUAGGCUAAAAAUCUAAAAAACGAAAACUUUACAAAAAAAAUACAAGAAAUUUGAGGUGCCUAACUACACAUACAAACAUAAAAACUCAAGAAUUUUCAAGUUGAAUUGAACGAAAAAGAGAAAAACAAAACAAAUUCAAGUAAUAGGCGUUUUUUUUAUUGUAACCCAGAGAGAGUAAUUUGGCACACAAAAAUUUGCAAGCUGGGAACUUUUCUUGGCAUUUAACAAAAAAAAAAAAUUAAAAUAAAAUCACAUAGGAAAAAAAAUCGCUAAAAUUUUGCAAUAGGCUAUUAGUUAUUUUAUUGCAAAAAUCGAGGAAGAGAAAAAGGCCUUAGAGAUAAAUAUGAGAAUCAUAAAGGAUUUUGAUAUUCAUUUGAGAACACUUGGUGAUCCACUGGAAAUUUGAUGAUAUUCAAAAGAACAGCUUAGUUAAAUACAAAGUGUUAAAAACUUGCAGAAUUCAAUUUCUAUAAAAAAAGAAAACAGAACUAAAUAAAGCCAUUCCCAUUAAACUUCAACAAAUUCCCAGACAAGCACUCAUACAUAAAAGAAGCCCUUAAAUUCCAUAUUGCCACUCCCUAACCACCCACCCCAAAAAUAAAAUGUAAGCCCUAAGCAUAUCUUGAAAAUUCCUCCUACAAACAAAUUUUGUGUAAACGCGUUCCCCCGCCUUGCAUUUGAUACGGAAAAGAAGCACGGCAAAACGGAAAAAUGUCCAAUUGCAACAAUAACAACAAUUCACCUGCUGCUGCGGUAGAUCUAAAAGUGACUAAACCUUUGGUGGAAACCCCUACAAAUGCUACACCCAGCCAAGGCCUCUCCCUCUUCGAUCAAUUGAAAAACAGUGCAGAUCAUAAUAAUGUAACCAAAACGGCGUUAAACAAACAGUCAAAGAUUGAAAAAACAGACCCCAAAUCCGGGGAUAUAACAGCGGUCUCUAAACCAGAAUUUCAUGCCCCACCACCACCCUCCGCAACAUCGUCGGUUUCAAAUUCUAAUGCUACCAACAAACGCUUGCAAAGUGUGGUUAAUGCCAGUCCCAAAUUUCCCCUGAAACCACCCAAUAAGGACUUAACAGCCACUCUAAGAUCACUGAAAAGAUCUCAACCACCACCGCCUCCUCCACCGCUACCACUACCACCACCGCCAUCACCAUCAGCAAUAUUAGCAACACAAAAGACUGUUUCUUCAUCCGCAACAGCAGCAGUGGCCAACGCCUCUGCCUCAUUAUCAUCACCUGCAGUUAAUGCCGCCGCUGUAAGGCAUACAUCAGGGUCAACGUCAGCAGCGGAUGCUGCCGCCGUCGCCCAUACAACAUCAUCCAUCAAUCACAAUGCCAAAAAGAAGCGUUGCACCGAUCGCUAUGAUUCAUCGGAAUCUUCUGACAGUGGUGUUGCAACAUCUUUGAGCACGGAUUCUAGUACUGGUUCAAGCGAAGAUGCCUCGGAACCAGGCUCUCCAUUUAGUCCACAUUCAAGUCUGAACGAGGAUCCCCAUCAGCAGCAGCAGCAGCAACAACAACAACAACAGAAACAAACCUUAACAAUACAGAACAACAAGAAAAUGUCACCACAAACAAUACUCGUUGCUAGCAAUGGCACAACACAAAAACCGGGGACCUCAUCCUCAUCCGUGCCCUCUUCACAGGCGACAACCACUGCGGCUUCCAUAAAUGCUGCCAUUAGAUCGAGUAAUCUACCUGCCUCUCUGACCAUAACCCCCACAAAUGGCAACAGUAAUAGUGGAGGUGGUGGUAACAACAAAUCAAAACUGCCUUUGACACAAAUCACAAAGAGUAUCAACACUGCCAACUCAAGUCGAUGUUCAAAUUUACCUACUCUACAGUGGCCUUGGAGUACCUCGGCAACAUCAACAAAUACACCACCGUCAUCAUCAGCAUCAGCAUCAACAUUAUCAUAUUCAUCACCAGCAUCCACCUCGACAACAGGUACAAAUACACAUAUAACUCAUAGCUUAGCGGCAGCCACAAAUGCUUCAAAUCAUCAGGCCAAAAAGCGCAUAGCCCAGCAUGGAAAUGGUGCAGCCAUGGACACAUCGGCCAGCAUUGCCAAAAAGGCUCGUUCCAACAAUGCGAAUAUGACACAACAAGAUGCGCAUCAUUUGAUAACGGCUGCCGGAGCUAAAAGACUGAAAGCUGCUGCUCUGGAGGAGUCACAAACUAAAAUAACCGGCUAUUUUAAGUCGCAAAUGAAGGCACAAAUGCAUGCGGCCAACAACAAGUCAUCUGCUGCAAUUCACUCCAUAUCAAACAACAAUGCUAUGAUGACUACUACCACUGUAACAAGUGCUAACCACAACAGCACUUUGACUACAAAUGCGUUAACUAUGAGUGCUCCGGCCACAACGGCCUCCCUUAACAAAUAUUUCAAUUUCAAUAUAUUGGCGCAGCUGAAGGAGAACAGCAAAACAAUAAAUAAUGCUGGACCUGGAACUGGAGCUUCGGCAAUACACAAUAGUGGCAAUAGUGCAGCUGCUACACAGGCUACAACAACUGCACCGCCACCACCUCCCCUGCCGCCCACUAUUGCAACGGUAACCACUGCAGCGCCAACUAUUCCAAUGCCUGCUGCUGCUGUGGCUACAUCAAGCUUCGGCAAUACGAGCGUUACAAUAACUGCUAACAAAGCUCAAAAUCUGGCUGUGGCGCCCAUGGCAAUGCCAGCACUGAAGAAAAUCGAAAGGCCGAAACCUACGAAAAUAGCCCAAGUAGCUCCAAAUCUUAGGAAAACGCCUUCCGCUAACAACGGCUACUCGAACUUGUCAGCCGGUACGGGCAAAUCGCCUGCCAAAAAGCAUGUUGCUAUUGCUCCCAGAACACCAGAAAUGAAACAGCAGCAGCAACAACAACAACAACACCAGCAACAGCAAUUAUUAUCAAAUAAGCAAGAAAAUUCCAAACAGUCACCUGUGGUCAAUGCUCAAGCAACGACAACACAAUGUUCCACGUCGUCCGCCAACUCCUCCUCCCCCCAACAACAACAGCAGCAACAACCGGCUGUUCUUCUAACGGCUAUACGCUUGCCGCAAGGACAGGCUAAUCAGCAAAGCACCAGCACACAAUCGAAACAGGCAAUGACCACAAGUAAGAUGACUGCAACCUCAUCUAUCGUGUCCAACAACACUACAGCAAAUAACACUGUGGCUGUUGCAAACAUCGCACCCGCUGCACAGGCCACUACAGCACCAACACCAGCCCCACCCACAUUAUAUCAACUGCCAGCUGUCCAAUUACCAAAUCUAGUCCAGCUACCACAGCUGUUGGCCGCCAAUGGGGCCAAUUUAAUGCAACUGAAUAAUAUGGCAGCGGCGGCUGCCAUAGCCAAAAAUGUUGCCUCAAACACAGCUUCAACAACAGCGCCACCGCCGCCAACGACUUCGGCUGCAUCAUCGGCUACAUCAGCUCAGGCUGCUCAAGCGGCAGCAGCUCAGUAUUUUCUCAAUGGCACCGUCUUUAAGUUGCAACAAUUUACGACGGCCACAACAACAACUGCCACCACAGCCUCCACUGGAAAUGUCAAUCCAUUUAAUUUGUUGAGUGCCAGCGACUUGCAAGAUCUUUUGAUAAAACAACAGCAGCAACAGCAACAUCUGCAACAACUGCAACAACAACAACAACAGCAGCAGCAGCAACAACAACAGCAGCAAAAGUCAGCAAUGACUGCUGCUGCUACAGCCACCAGCUUUCAAGAGAUAUUUCAGCAGCAAAUAGCUGCAGCAAUUGCGGCCAAUCAACAGCAGCAACAACUGCAACAAUUGCAACGAUUGGGAGCUGCAGCGAAUAUGCAACAACAACCCGUUUUUAUGGCCACACCGGCUGGGCUUCUCUUGAAUGCUGCAUCUAUACCGGCUAUGCUGGCGCAGGCAGCAGCAGCUUUAGCCGUCAACAGUCAACAACAGCAGCAACAGCAAAAAGCAAUUGCAUUGCCAGCUCUUCAGCCCAUUCAGCAGACCCCACUGCCAGCUUUGAGCUCCAUAUUUGCUCCGCCACCAGCUCCACAUCAGCAAAGCCAAACCAAUGAUCAACAUGAUAUGCAGCAGCAACAGCAACAACUCGCAGCACAGCUGGCCUUAGCACAGCAGCAGCAGCAACAAUUCAUCACUGCCGCUCAGCCACCUCCAUUAUCUUCAGUUGCUCUGACCACUAGCGCUUCUAAUCUUACGCACAACAACAACAACCAUAGUUCUAGUUCAGGUAACAACAUCAACAUUUCGAAUAGUCUAGCAGCGCAGGCGACGUCGACAUCCAUUGUAUCUCAACCAAACACCUCCAACACUGCCAAAUUGGCUAUUGUCAAAGCCAAUGCUACGCCGGUGGCAUUUACCACAUUAAGUUCGCAACCACCGCCACUGGUGACCAUAUCAAACGCUAAAACACGCACACAUUUAGCUUCAACCAAUUCUAUGGUAAGUGCUGCCACUCAGAAGCCAUCAAUAAUGGCUAAACCAUACCAGAAGCGAUCCUCCAAAGCUCAAGGUCAACAAUUGAAAUCCUCCAUAGGCUCCGUUGUCGCUGCCUCGAAUAAUAAACCUAAUGCCGGUAAAAUUACCACAGCCAGCGGGAAGAUAAUUGCCACGCCGACGACACCACCUCCUUUGGUGCCCACAAUGACGCCAACAGUGCAACCGCCGGUGGCAUUAACCACAAUUCCUGCUCCCGGCAUAAGAGCGGCUACCGCUACGAAUUUGACAAAGACUUCUCAACUUCCGACGCCCGCUUUAGUGAGUAUAGCUCCCACAAAUGUCACACCGAUUGCCCCUAAACCCGCACAAAGCAUAACUUGUGGCAGUGUGACCAUAACCCCGACUAACCCCUCAUCUACGGUUAAGAAUCUGGUCAACAUUGCUCCAAAAGUCGCCGCAUCAUCUACCACGCCGACAUUUAAAUACAACGGCAAAACCACAAAUACCUACAUGUCAAGUGUGACCAGCACCAGUACAGGUAGCAGCACCAUAGGAAAAACGAAAACAAUAACACCGGCCAAGACGACGGCUUCUGAUCUCUUUGAUUUGGUCAAAAAUUCGAAUGGGGCCAUCAGCAUAACACCAGCUCCUCCCGUGUCAACGCCAUCGGCGUCAGCGCCAUUCACUUCCACCACUAGCUUUAGUGCGCCUCUUAACUUUUCUGCCUCCAUAAAUACAUUUAAGCCGGCACAGCCGUUGGAGAACUUUGGAAAAAUUAAGGAUGAACCCAUUGAUGAUGUUUCUGUGACCAACAACAACGCCAACACUUCGAAUGUGCCCGCCCCAGCAUUGUCUCCAGCCGCUACAGAAACCGACAAAGACGUCGCGCAAAACGAGACACCUACAAGUUUCAGUGGCCAAAUACCCUCAAAUAAUGUUCAAAUCAAAGAAGAGCUUAUGAAUUCACCGACGCCGGAGGAGGAAGCAACCUCAGAGAAUUCCACGCUGCCUCCACAACCCAGUAACUUGAAUAAUGAAUGUUCCUCCUCUUCCUUUAGUUCCAAUUCAAAUUCAAUAUCUUCGGCAGCUGAUUUGUCAUUAGAGGCCUCUACUCCAGCCUCCGUUACUAGCAGUUCGGAAGCUCCAUCUCCAGGAUGCUCGAUAUUGUCUCCUCUUAAUACAAGCAUCAAUGAAUUUGCAACACCAAAUGCCUGUUCGAAUUCCAAUUCAGCGGGCGAUAGCAAUUCGUCAAAUUCGUGCGAGACUGGUGGUGCAUCGUCCAGGGACAUGCUCAGCGAAAUGGUGACCUCAUCAUGCAUAUCUUCUGAUACUUCAUCGGAGGCUAGUAUCAGUGUUUCAUUGCCGGAAAAUGAGGAGGGCAAACAAGCAAUGGAUGGUUGCAAGUCCAGUGAGGAACGGGAAGACAAACAACGUGAUUUGCCCACACCGGAAUCUGGCAUUGGUGGUAGUCUGAGUAAUACAGAGAGUAUGGAUUCUUCUUCGAAGUCAUCUUCCUCGGAUGCAGCCACGUCUUCUGCCUCUUCGGAGCAGGCACCUUCGCCGACUUCAGCUGAUACACAAACACCACCAGCUACUCCAAUGAAUAUCGAUACCAGCAAUAGCAGUAUGGAGGAUCCCCAAAAUAAUUCCUCCAUGACCCUGUCAACACAGCAAUCCGAAGAUUCUUCUGAAAAGUCAUCAUUUGGUUUCCUCACCACCACCACCACCACCACCAUAGACACCAAGCUGGCAGAAGCGCCUUCGCCAGAUCUACCUAAGUGCGCUUUAUCACCGAUAUUGUCACAACCGAAGACCAUACGUUUUCCCGUUCUGGGCAAGGGCAAUAAACGGCUUGACGGCGUUUGCUACUGGGACCAAUGCAAUAAGAAGCACGACAGUAAUUCCAAACUUUUGGAUCAUAUGCAACAGCACCAUGUCAACUCACAGACUGGGCCCUUCUCUUGCCUCUGGGUGGGCUGUAAGGUGUACAACAAAGAGUCGUGUUCUCGCCGAUGGCUCGAACGGCAUGUACUUUCGCAUGGUGGCUCCAAACAAUUCAAAUGUAUUGUCGAGGGAUGUGGUCUACGUUAUGGAUCACAGCUGGCCUUGCAAAAACACAUUAACAAUCACUUCACUGCCUCCGAGAGUAAGGAUAGUACAAAUAAGAGAACCUCAGAUCCCCCUGUUCCAAAGCAACUGCGCAAGAAUGGCAAAAAGUUACGUUAUCGAAGGCAACCAUUUUCAGCUCGCAUGUUUGAUUUCUUUGACACUGGCAUCAUGGAAGGUUUGCAACAUCGUCUGCGUCAAAUUUCUACAUUGACAAAUGGCUGCAACUCAAUAACCUUCCAAGGACAGUGUAUGAUGAGGCGCAAAACACCCAGUGGCAAAACUGAGUGCUACAUACAAUGGUCGCCGAGAGAAAUUAUUUCCGAUGAAUGGCUGCCCGAGAGUAAUGAAGAGUCUUAUUUGAAAACGGUUAAUAUCAAACAAAUGAAACCUGCCGAAAAGAACAAGGUGGAAGGACUAUUGAUGACUACCUACAAACUGCCAUACUCACCGACGAUAUUUGAAAACGAUUACGCUUUAAGUCAACAACAUCAACGUUUGAAGAACGUUGAAAAUACCGAAACAAAAGCCAAUGCGGAUACGGCGACAACGGCGGCGGCGGACAAAAAUGCCGCCGAUUCAGAAGGCAAUGAACAAGAAGAGCAGGACGAUGAGGAGGAUGAAGACGAUGAUGAUGCCACCACCACUGCCACCUCAACGGCAACCACUGUGUCCAGCUAUCAACAUGUGCUGACCAUCACCCAUAUGCAACAACAUCGGAAACACCCCAGAAAACCGCAGAAUCGUAUAAUUAUUACACGAUAAAUUCAAGACUGCUACGGCCUCGUUAUCCUACCCAAAGCCUACUUCAUCACUAAACAACUCCAGGCAGACGGAGAAAUCUUCAUUUACCCUGUGGUGCUGUAAAAAGUAUUUCCUCUUAAGUUUUCUAAUUUAAAAACAAAAAAAAGGUUUUUGUAAAUAUUUUCAUAAAAGAAUUGUACUGCAUUUUAGUUAAGUUUCUAAUAGCCUACCCACUACCCACUACCUACCAACCCCCUAGUUCCCCAUGUACCAUUUUCAAAGUGAAAGACAAACGAGCAACAGUGACAAGGUUAAGCGCUUAAGGCGAUAAGAUGAUAUUUAAAUUUAAUAUUUUUUUUUUAAGUUUUAUGUGUGCAUAACUCAAUAGGCAUAUCACUGCCAUAUGGAAGAAAAAUAUUUAUUAAAAAAAUAAAAAAAAAAAACAAAAAUAACAUGAUAAACAAAACAAACAUAAAAACUAAUAACAACUAGUAAUAGUAACAAUCUAAUUUACAUAAUUUAUACACAACGUAAUAUAUUUACAUAAUAGUAUAUAUAUAAAUAUAAAAAACAAAAACAAAAAAAGAUAGAAACUUAUGAUACGAUAAUCAACCCUUAGCAUUUAGUUUGUAGGAAAAAAAGCGAGGAAAAAAACCGAAAAAUUUUCUUUUCGAGAGAAAACAAAAAAAGUGCAAGAAUUGCAUUUUAGGCAAUUCAGAGAAUACAAAGCUUCUUUGUUUUAAUUUGUAUAGUUAUGUACAAAACGUAGAAUGAUGUCUCGUUGACAAGGCAAAAUUAAACGCUCUAUUUUUUUAUUAUUUUUAUUUGACAAAGAAACCCAAUGUGUCAUCCAUCAUAACACGCGUAAUGAACAAAGUUUUGGUUUUCCCCAAAUAAGUUGUAUAUUGUAUGUCUUAUUUUUAUUAUUUUGUUGUUCAUUUUAUUUGUAACCGAAAAAGCCUAUUUUUUUUU